GCGAACUACAAUUCCCAGGGGGCAUCGCGCGGAACACCGCCGUUUUCGGCUGAGCUCACUUCCGGCCUCCGGGCUGCUGACUCUCUCUUCCGGUCUUGGUGGCCCCCCGAGAGGCCCGUGGGGUGCGCACGAUGAGGCUGCUGGCGGCCGUGCUGUUGGCUCUGCUUGCGGUCAGUCGGGCGGAGGAAGGAGCCCGGCUGCUGGCCUCCAAAUCGCUGCUGAACAGAUACGCCGUGGAGGGGCGAGACCUGACCUUACAGUACAACAUCUACAAUGUUGGCUCGAGCGCUGCAUUAGAUGUGGAGUUAUCCGACGACUCCUUCCCUCCGGAGGACUUUGGCAUUGUCUCUGGAAUGCUCAAUGUCAAAUGGGACCGGAUUGCCCCCGCUAGCAACGUCUCCCACACGGUGGUCCUGCGUCCUCUCAAGGCCGGCUACUUCAACUUCACCUCGGCAACCGUUACUUACCUGGCCCAGGAGGACGGGCCUGUCGUGGUUGGCUUCACCAGCGCCCCUGGACAGGGGGGCAUCCUGGCUCAGCGGGAGUUUGAUAGAAGAUUCUCCCCCCAUUUUCUGGACUGGGCAGCCUUUGGAGUCAUGACGCUUCCAUCCAUCGGCAUCCCCCUGCUGCUGUGGUACUCCAGCAAGAGGAAAUACGACACUCCCAAGACCAAGAAGAACUGAGCGGGGCGGCCACGACCCUCCCUCCCGGGAGACCCAGGUGCUUUCCGGAUUCCGAAGCGGGUCUCCAAUGCAGCCCCUUCUCCCCUCGCCCCUGCCGCCCUCUCCUGGAUCCUGUCUGCUCUCAAGCAGAGUGAAGGGCGGGGCCUCGCCUCCAUCCUGAAGCCGUGCCGACAGGGACGCCUCCUUUGCCUCCAGCCUCAAAGGCCCUCGGUGCCCACCGUCGAGUCGGGCAGGCGGGCGGGGAGACUCCGAGGGGUCCGGGAGGGACGCUCAGGAGACUGCGUGGUGCUGCCCACCCAGAAGAGGCUGGAAGACGACGUGAAGGCCGAGGGACUCUCGAAGGCAUGCCCGGUCUCUGCUCUGGGUCAGGGAAGCUCUGACCAAAGGGGGUUUUCUAAUAAAAACUGAUGCCACA
Molecule: messenger RNA, 1098 nt
Organism: Acinonyx jubatus (cheetah)
Lineage: Eukaryota; Metazoa; Chordata; Mammalia; Carnivora; Felidae
Gene: SSR2
Product: signal sequence receptor subunit 2
Exons: 6
Coding region: 132-683 (183 amino acids)
Cellular component (GO): endoplasmic reticulum; membrane
Source: RefSeq, a predicted model, not a curated record